CAGUUGAGUUGAUUGUCAGUUUCAACUUGUACUUGGAGCGACAUGCAACAUUGUUGUACAUAUCCAAAAUAGAAACACUGAGACUCCGAACCACACUAUUUAUUCUCGUAUUUUAGUUGUUGUUUUUCAAGACAUCCUUUCCUUAAUGGCCGAGCAACAGGAACUGACCAAUGCGCAGAUCGAGGAAAUGCGUGAACAAUUCCAAGUCUAUGACCAAGAUGGCGGUGGCACCAUUCAAGCACCUGAAUUGUGCAAUGUUUUAACAUCCAUGGGGAAUCUUUUAACUGAGGCGGAAGUCUAUGAACUGAUUGAUUCGGUCGAUGUGGAUGGCAAUCGUGAAAUUGAUUUUCCCGAAUUUCUAACAAUGAUGGCUCCGCGCAUUUUUGAGACCGAAAGAAAUGAGAAUCUAGAGAAGGCAUUUCAGUUCUUUGAUCGGGAUGGCGAUGGCUAUUUCAAUUGGCAGGAUAUAAAGGCUGUGACCAGUAAUCUGGGUGUAUCGAUAACCGAUGAGGAGAUCAAAAUGAUAUUACGCGAAGUCGAUGCCAAUGGGGAUAACCGUGUGCAUUUAAGUGAAUUUAUGACCUUUAUGCGUGAAAACAGGGAUGACAUGGGACGCAACUAACUGCAUUAAAUUUCCAGUGUGCCAAUAAUAAAACGCGCAACAACAAACCGCACCAAAAAAAAAAAAAUAAUAAAAUAAAGCAAAGCAAAAAG
Messenger RNA from Drosophila willistoni, 714 nucleotides. RefSeq names its product calmodulin-A. NCBI's taxonomy places the organism in Eukaryota, Metazoa, Arthropoda, Insecta, Diptera, Drosophilidae. Gene Ontology annotation, molecular function: calcium ion binding. The record is from RefSeq and is a predicted model, not a curated record. The coding region runs from base 146 to 622 and encodes 158 amino acids. The transcript has a single exon.